UCGGAACACAGCCGCUCAGUUCCAUGCGAACAGGCGCACCGUUAGGACUAACUGGAACGGGACUCCAGAGGGCGUGUGUAAUCGGCAGGCAAUCCGGUCGCGACAACUCGUGCGUGGUGGGAAGAGGUGCUCUAUCGAAUCGAGUGCGGAAAGGUUGGAUUUCUUAUCAGUUCCAAUUGCUUUUAUCAAAUUAUCGGUGGAACGCAGCUGAUUACGCGAUUCGAACAUCACCAAAUCUGUAGGGGCUACGUGUGUGAUAUCGGAUCGGACUGGUAUAUAGUGAGAAGUAUAGUAUUUCGGGAGAUUUUCAAAAACGUGGAACACACCAGCGCUCGCGGGCAGCACGUCACUUUGUGGUGGUGUUAAUUUCUUUAUUUCGCCGUACCUGGGAUAUUGGAGAACCGAAACGUGUUAAUUUUCGCAAAGGAAGCGGAUUGAAAUUCCAAGUAGGCCGGGAUUUGGUGAAUGUGAUUGUUGUGCGUCGCAGGUUACCGAGGAAAACCUUUAUUUUGCUCUGUAUUUAUUAAUCAACGGUACAAGAAUGUAGCUCAUUUGUGGACCGCCAAGCUAGCCUAGAAGUGAAUCGAAAGGCAAGUGUCGUGAUGAGUAAUAAUAGUAAUUUGUAGUAGCAAGCGAUUGGUGUCAAUUCAUUUUGUAAGUAGUGUCGCGUGAAGACUUGCGCUAGCCGAUUUGGUGACAAGAAGUGAUACUAGUGCGUUUAAAAUAAUUGCUAUCACUAGUGCGGGAUUGAAUCGGAUUUGAAAUAUUUCGUUGACUAACCGCGAAGGUGUUAAUAAACAAAACCUACAUCGAAUGCGAAUAUUCGCGAGCUCUGAAGUCAUCGAAUCAGUGAAGACGCUUAACUGAAAAUAUUUGCUAAUACGUUUGUAAGCAUCACCUAGUGCGCGGGGGAUUAGUUUGCAAACUCAACAAAAAGCUUAAUCAAUAACAAUCAUCAUCUUCAUCCUCGGAAUCAGCAGCUAUAAAGAUGAAGGUCGCCGUCGUCAAUUUACGGUGCGCGCUCUCGGUUCUAGUAGCCAUCGCAACCAGAUUUGAUUUUACCAACUGCAUCCCGGUGGGUGAACCUGAUAAGCUGAGCGACCAGCUUGCUGCGAGCACGUGGCUGUCGUCGAGCAGUCAAACUUCAGCCGCUCCGCCACCACUGGUUUUCCCUAGCGGGAACACUGGAGUUUACAAAAUAGUGGAAAAUGACACCGCUCUCAAGAUUCUACAGGCGCGGACGGCAGCCGAGCUUGCGGAGGCUAGUAGCAAUGACGAAACGACUACUGAGGGUCAAAACGUGCAGCAACAGUCACAACAGCCGCUCUCCGCAGCCGGCAACGGGGUUAGCGAUGGUGAGCUGAAUGCGGUCAACGGUAACAGCACCGGCAGUCAGUCAUCAAACUUUUCCUCGACACCGUCAUCCAACAGCAACGACGACGAUGACGGCGACGAUGAUGAUGAUGGUGAAUAUGACGAUGAUGACUAUUACAGCACCGAGGCGGAUGAUAAGGAUGACGAACAGAAUGAUGAGUAUGGAACUAUCGACACAGAGACGGUCGAUGUCCAACCGGAGGAUCCGGAAAAGGAGGAUGGAUUGGAGGAACAGUUCGGAAGGAACAAGGACGACCACUUCCCAAUGGUAAUCGAUAACACGAUGAUCGAAGUAUCCAUUCGUCAGGAGCACUUGUGGGUCAUCGUAGCCGGAGCCAUUUUCGUACUGACACUUGCGGCCUACAUUGCGAUGGUGGUGUAUCGAAAUCGACUGGAGCGACGCUACGGAAUGCGACAGCGUUUGGUGACGGAAGAUGAUUUCUACACCAACAAUGAUAUCUAGUACUCUUUCAACACCCUCGAACGAAAGACGAUCAACGAGUAGUGAAAUCCCCCAAAGUCAUUCCACAAUGAGAUUCGGUUAUAUGGAGAAAACAGACACACGACGAGAAAAGCGCCAUCCUUCGUGGGUAAAAUCCGACCAAUUUUGUAGAACGCCACUGCAGGUGAAUUCCAGCAAUAAGUGCCAUUAGAUUUAAGCAGGCUUCACUAAAUACAUUAGUUUACUCUGAAUGUCCUAUGUUUCGCACAAUCCUCUGACAUUAUUACAAGUUAAAUAUAUACUUCCUUUGAGUCAAGAGUAGAGUACAGAAUGUGAAAAUUAACGUUAGUCUGAAAAUUCCUCCAUUUGAAACAAAACUCAGUUUGUAACGGCACAUGAAUUGGAUGACCGAUUGGAUAAUAAUAAUUAUUGUUACAUUUUUUUCUGAUUAGCCAUUUGUGAUAAAACCUGUACAAGAGAAGCGUAAACAUUAUUAGAAGCAAUAUCAACCCAAUAGCACUACACCCAAUACAAUACAAACGUAAAAUGAAAAUAGUGAAAUUUAUUUUGUUUGUUGCAGAAAUAAUAAUGACUGUGAUAUUAAGUGAUUAUCUGAUGA
Molecule: messenger RNA, 2435 nt
Organism: Topomyia yanbarensis
Lineage: Eukaryota; Metazoa; Arthropoda; Insecta; Diptera; Culicidae
Product: trigger factor
Exons: 6
Coding region: 989-1837 (282 amino acids)
Source: RefSeq, a predicted model, not a curated record